CUUCAGUUCCUUUUGCAGGAAGAUCUCAGAAUCACAAGGAAACUAACCCCAAACAUGAGCCUCGCAUGUAACAUCGUAGCCAGCUGCCUUCUGCUUUUCAUCCUUUCCACCCAAGGUGCGGCUCCUGAAAAUGAUCUCUUCUGGGGUACCCUGGGUCAGGACAUCAACAUGGACAUUCCUGGUUUUGAAACGAAUGAUAGUAUAGAAGAUAUAACAUGGGAAAAAGACAAAAAGAGGGUGGCCCGGUUCCAAACUAGGAACAAGCCUAAGAAUCAAGAUGACAAAUAUAUUGUAUCGGUGAACGGAACUCUGAAAAUUAAACAGCUGAGGAUGGAGGAUGAAGGUGCCUACAAAGUCCUUAUGUAUAAUAAGAAUGGAAAGAAUGAGUUGGAAAGAACAUUUCAACUGAAGAUUCAAGAGAAGAUCUCAAAACCUAAGAUCACCUGGAAUUGUACUGCCAAAAUGCUGUUCUGUGAGGUAGUGAAUGGAACUGACAUUGAACUGAAACUGUAUCUCAAUGAGAGCAAAGUCAGAACGGCUCCUUCGAAGAACAUCUCCCACCCGUUGAAAAACAGGUGGAAGAAGACAUCAGUCAAGUGCACGGCAAAGAACAAAGUCAGCGAGGAAAGCACUGUGGAGACCAGCAGUUGCUCAGAGAAGCAUCUGGACAUCUAUUUCAUUAUUGGCAUUUGUGGAGGAGGCACCAUCUUCGUCAUCUUUAUGGCUCUACUCAUCUUCUACAUCAACAAAAGGAAAAAACAGAACCAGAGGAGGAAUGGGGAAGAGCUGGAGAUAAGAGCGUGCCGAGUGACCACGAAGGAAAGGGGCCUGAAGUCCUGCCAGGUCCCGGGAUCGACUCCUCAAAGUCCAGCCGCGUCCGGGCCCCCUCCACCGCCUAGUCACCGGCCCCAGGCCCCUGGCCACCGGCCACCGCCCCCUGGCCACCGGGCCCAGCACAACCAGCAGAGAAAGGCCCCUCCUCCUCCAGCGACGCAGGUGCAUCAGCAGAAAGGCCCGCCCCUCCCCAGGCCUCGAGUGCAGCCCAAAGCUCAGCGUGGGGCCACAGGAAGCUCGUAACCCUGUCUCUGGCCACGGUUGUCCCCGUCCUCACGCUAAGAGAGAGAGAAAUCAUUCUUUCCCAUAAAGGCACCGUGGAGUUUCUCCGCUGUGAGCGUGAGCACCUGCACUUCCAUCGAGUGUGUUCUGCGGUCGGAUUGUCACCCCCUGGGCGCCUGCCUGGGCCGCGGCCAUGUCUGCGUCUCCUAGCUCGCCCACGUGCUCUAACACCUGGAGCCUCUGGGCUCCUCAGAGAUUCUUGUCACACCUGCAAGGGCUGGCCGUGCGGGUGCCGGCCUCGGGAGGGGGGGGCCACUGGCCUCCGAGUCCUCGCCUCCCCUUCAGAUCAUGUGCAGAUGUGAGAUGUCCUGUGCUCUGGGGCCUGGCUGCAAGCCAUCUGCCAGCUCAGAGACACCCUUGGGCUUCUUCUGUCCCUGGUGGAUGCUUGCCUGCCAUCUGGGAGGCAGAAGUGAAAUAAAAGCUUUCAUUUGA
Molecule: messenger RNA, 1548 nt
Organism: Hyaena hyaena (striped hyena)
Lineage: Eukaryota; Metazoa; Chordata; Mammalia; Carnivora; Hyaenidae
Gene: CD2
Product: CD2 molecule
Exons: 5
Coding region: 55-1077 (340 amino acids)
Biological process (GO): positive regulation of type II interferon production; cell-cell adhesion
Cellular component (GO): membrane
Molecular function (GO): signaling receptor binding
Source: RefSeq, a predicted model, not a curated record